Alternaria burnsii is the source of this 864-nucleotide messenger RNA. RefSeq lists its product as uncharacterized. The record is from RefSeq and is a predicted model, not a curated record. Lineage: Eukaryota; Fungi; Ascomycota; Dothideomycetes; Pleosporales; Pleosporaceae. The transcript has a single exon. Bases 1 to 864 code for a protein of 287 amino acids.
AUGAAGUUCUCACAAUUUCUCACCGGCCUCGUUGCCGCACAGGCAAUCAGCGCCGCAUCGAUACCGGAAUCAAAUGCCGUCAAUGUCCUCGAAGACCGACGAGUCGUUCCUGCCUCUGAACUUGUCUCACCAGACCAUACCCUAGAGCGUCGCAAAGGAGGAGGAGGACGAGGAGGAGGAAGCAGCAGUGGUGGUCGCUCAGGUGGGAGCAGCGGAGGCGGCGCUCCCGGACGUACAUCGCCAACCUCGAAUGCUGGUGGUUCCACAAGUGCAGGCUCAGGUCGACCGCGCACUUUCGCCGGCGGACGGUAUUACGCUGGCGGCGCUGCAACACCCUACACCGCUGGUUCACGGACGCCCAAGGGACUCACUCCCGGUCUCCUGCUCCUGCCUGCUACCAUGCUGCUCAUCAUGCCCGGUUUGUGGUUGUACAGCACCUAUCCCUACCAUUACAACAAUCCCUACCGCUUCUACAAUCAGUCCGCCACCAACGACGAUGACGACAACAACAAUAACAACGACCGCCGCGAACUAUGGGUCCGUCAAACCCAGGGCCGCAACGAGUCUCUUCCUGUCAUGUGUGUUUGCGAGGAGGGCUUUGUGUGUGGUUGCGAUGAGAACGAUGAUCAGCAGUAUCUCAACGACCUUGUUGGCAACGGCAGCUACGCUGCGCUCAAUAAGACUCUUGUCACUGUCUCAGAUGUUAACGGUACCAAGACUCUCGUUCUCAACGGUACACUUGAAAAGGGUACUACUGCGCCUGGUGGCUCUGAUGAUGACAGCGCAGCUAUCAACUUGAAGGUUGGAAAGUACGCCGGGUACUAUGCUCUUGGCAUGAUGGUGUUUGCUGGUGUCCUCAUGUAA